This is a messenger RNA of Hypanus sabinus (Atlantic stingray), 1932 nucleotides long. RefSeq names its product potassium voltage-gated channel subfamily C member 1-like. Gene Ontology annotation, molecular function: protein binding; delayed rectifier potassium channel activity. Lineage: Eukaryota; Metazoa; Chordata; Chondrichthyes; Myliobatiformes; Dasyatidae. The record is from RefSeq and is a predicted model, not a curated record. The transcript is spliced from 5 exons. Gene Ontology annotation, cellular component: axon; dendrite membrane; voltage-gated potassium channel complex. The coding region runs from base 1 to 1932 and encodes 643 amino acids. Gene Ontology annotation, biological process: protein homooligomerization; potassium ion transmembrane transport.
AUGAUCAGCUCAGUGCACGUCUCCACCUCCCGCGGCAGUACACCAGGAAAACGACCUCCCUCCGCGACAUGUCUGGUCGAGGAGAUGGGCAUGGGCGACGACAACGAUCGCAUCGUGAUAAACGUGGGAGGGACUAGGCACGAAACGUACCGGAGCACCCUGAAGACCCUGCCCGGCACUCGGCUGGCAUGGCUCACCGAGCCCGGCGCCUUCGCCAAUUUCGACUACGACCCCAAGGCGGGCGAGUUCUUCUUCGACCGCCACCCAGGGGUCUUCGCUCACAUCCUCAACUACUACCGCACGGGGAAGCUGCACUGCCCGGCUGACGUGUGCGGACCCCUGUACGAGGAGGAGAUCGCCUUCUGGGGCAUCGACGAGACUGACGUUGAGCCUUGCUGCUGGAUGACUUACCGGCAACACCGGGACGCCGAGGAGGCUCUGGACAGCUUCGAGUCUCCCGAUCUCAACAGCGGCGAUGGCGACGGCGGCGGUGGAGGAGACGGGGUGGGGGACUCGGAGGACGAGCUGGACACCAAGCGCCUCGCCCUCGGAGACUGCUCCCCUGAAGCGGGAGCGAAAGCCUGUUGGUGGAGGAAAUGGCAACGCCGCAUCUGGGCUCUCUUUGAAGACCCCUAUUCAUCUAAAUAUGCACGGUACUGUGCUUUUGCUUCGCUUUUCUUCAUCUUGGUGUCAAUCAGCACCUUCUGCCUCGAGACUCAUGAGGCAUUCAACCCCAUCGUUAAUAGAACGGAGAUUGUAAGGAAUGGAAAUGAAACCCGGAUGGAGACUAUUCAGGAAACAGAAACAGAAGCCUUCUUAAUGUACAUUGAAGGAGUCUGUGUGGUAUGGUUUACCUUUGAAUUUCUCAUGAGGAUCACUUUCUGUCCCAACAAAGUGGAGUUUAUCAAGAAUACUCUCAAUAUCAUAGACUUUGUGGCCAUUCUGCCCUUCUAUCUGGAGGUAGGACUCAGUGCUUUGUCUUCCAAAGCUGCUAAGGAUGUUCUGGGCUUCCUGAGAGUGGUUCGCUUUGUUCGAAUCCUGCGAAUCUUCAAGCUGACCCGUCAUUUUGUAGGACUGAGAGUUUUAGGACAUACUUUGCGUGCAAGCACCAAUGAAUUCCUGCUGCUCAUCAUCUUCUUGGCACUUGGCGUUCUGAUAUUUGCCACCAUGAUCUACUACGCUGAGAGGAUAGGUGCUAGCCCCCAUGACCUGAGAGCCGAUAACCACACACAAUUCAAAAAUAUUCCAAUUGGAUUUUGGUGGGCCGUGGUGACCAUGACUACACUUGGCUAUGGAGACAUGUAUCCUCAGACAUGGUCGGGCAUGUUGGUAGGAGCCCUCUGUGCUCUUUCGGGCGUGCUGACCAUUGCUAUGCCAGUCCCUGUCAUUGUCAAUAAUUUUGGAAUGUAUUACUCCUUAGCGAUGGCCAAACAAAAAUUACCAAAGAAGAAAAAGAAGCAUAUACCGAGACCGCCCCAGCUGGGAUCCCCCAAUUAUUGUAAAUCUGGUGUAAACUCUCCACAUCACAGUACACAGAGUGAUACAUGCCCACUCGCUCAGGAAGAGAUUUUAGAAAUAAACAGAGCAGAUUUUAAACAGAACGGUGAUGCAGCAAAUGCAGCAUUGGCAAACGAAGAUUGUCCUCAUAUUGACCAGGCAAUGACGCCUGAAGAUCACCUCCCCUUCACUCGUUCUAACACCAGGGAGAGGAAUGCCAGAGACGGGCCCUGCUUCCUCUUAUCAACCGGGGAAUUUGCAUGUCCACCCGAUGGAGGAAUAAGAAAGGGUACCAGUUUUGAAAACUCAAGGAGCCUAAGCAACAGAGCUGGCAUGAGCAGAAAUAUACUAAAAUUGCCUUCAGUGUCUUCUUCACUCUACAGCUCUCCUUGUCCAUUGAGGCUUUCUCCGUCUCCCAUACCAUCCAUUUUAUAG